Larimichthys crocea (large yellow croaker) is the source of this 371-nucleotide messenger RNA. RefSeq names its product ADP-ribosyl cyclase/cyclic ADP-ribose hydrolase 1-like. Lineage: Eukaryota; Metazoa; Chordata; Actinopteri; Sciaenidae. Gene Ontology annotation, cellular component: plasma membrane. The record is from RefSeq and is a predicted model, not a curated record. The transcript is spliced from 4 exons. Gene Ontology annotation, biological process: positive regulation of B cell proliferation. Gene Ontology annotation, molecular function: phosphorus-oxygen lyase activity; NAD+ nucleosidase activity, cyclic ADP-ribose generating. The annotation marks the transcript as partial.
AUGCUCUGGAGCAAAACCAAAGAUCUGGUCCACAAGUACACAAGUGAGAAUAAGGAUUGUUUCACCCUGGAAGACACUCUGUUGGGAUAUUGCCUGGAUGGACAGACAUGGUGUGGAAAGGAAGGCAGCGAUGAAACCUUCACUUCUGGCUGCCCUGGGUGGGAAGACUGUGUGAACAGCCCUGUUAGGUCAUUUUGGAACAGAGCUUCUGCUGGAUUUGCAGAUCAUGCCUGUGGAGUAGCCUCAGUAAUGCUGGAUGGAUCACUGGAAAAACCAUUCGAUCCCACCAGUACAUUCGCAAGGAUUGAGAUAAACAGACUCAGAGCCCCUAAAGUGACGCGUCUGAAUGUGAUUCUGGUCGCUGGAGAGAA